GCAAAAACAGGGUCUGCCUGCCGUUUUUAAGAGUGCACCUGCCUGUCUGCGCCGUGCUCCAGACAGCGCUCCCCACGGUGCAUCCCAGAAAAUUCCAUUCCCUACAUUCCCAUUCCAUUUCCCUUCUUGCAAGAAGAGCCAGCCUGGGUGGCCUUGGGCAAGCUGCACACAGUCCCGGAACUGCCUCCGGAAGAAGGGAGUGGGGAACUACAUCUGAGGACUCUCUGGCUACAAAACCCUGAAAAGGAUUGCCAUAAGUCGGAAUUGGACUUCUUGGCACACGGUUCUUAUUGCGUAUGUGGCAACAUACACAACAGUCUAGUGGGAUCCGGCAUAACCAGUCAAUAAGGCAACAACACAGCCUGGCUGACACACUCUAUUGAGUCAACAGAACUAGAUCUUAAAAAAAAAAGUUCUGGCAUGGCCCACCAGAAAACUGACGGGAGUUUUAAGAAUGAUAUUGCAUGCAUACAGUCAAGCUGAUAAAAACUUCUGGUAACGCUUUCCACUUUUUUCUUGGUUGAGAACACUUGAAAGUGAUUUUUGUGUCCCCCCUCCUGGGACUGUACCACUUCCCCAGGGCUACCCAGGUGCAGCCGGGAACUGAGUUCCCGACCCCUGCCAGGUCCUGCAACUACGGUAAGUCGGCUUUCCAGCCAGGGACAUGAAUUGCACACCCAUGAAAGUAACACUGGGUACCCUUCGGACUGAUGCCCUUUCGGUGGUGCUGAGUCGGCCGAUUCAGAAACUCCCCAUGUCCUUUUCGAAAGCUUUUCCAACUCUGCCUAGAAGAAUGCCUUUUGCCAUUGCUUCGUCCUAUUCUGUGUUAGGGUGACCGGAUCAGGAUUUGGAAGUAACUCAGUAACUUAGUUACUCAUAACCAGUUCCUUUUGAGGUUACAAGCUAGUAGUUUCCAAGUGAAUCCCUCUGGGACUGGCCAGAAUAUUUACACCAGAGGUUUCCAGCCUUAGGUCCCCAGAUGUUCUUGCACUAACAUCUCAGAAGCCUUCACCUCUAAGCUAUGCUGGCUCAGACCUCUGGGAGUUGUAGUCGUAAGAACCUCUGGGGGACCCACUGGCCUAGACCACCAAAGUCUUACUGUGGUAACCAUACUGCGAUUGCUUUGACAUUUUCUGGUCCUACAUCCUUUUUCACUGCAUCCCCAGAUGUUCUUAGACCCCCACUUUUCUCCUUAAAAGGACCAAAGGUGGCUUCCAUCAUUAAAAUACAACAUUAAUGUUAGCAAAGUUUUAAUGCAAAGUUUAGUGUCUUAAGACGUGAAGAAUUUACAGCAUGGUGGUGACAAGCCCUAACUUCGCGCACUUUGCUUUAUUUACAUGCUGUGUGUGUAUUUCACCUCUACUGUCGUAUCUCAGCUGACAAAGGUUGCUUUCAGCAUUGAAACAUGCUCGGGUCCUUGAAGGAUUUUCCCCUCCCACAUCCCAUACAGGUGAAGGCGGAGAGGAGACAUCGGGAGGCAGAACCAUGGACAGAUCAAGUCAUCCAAUGGAGAGCUUGGCCCUUGGACGUCAGCUCCAGCUUGGGAUGCUGUAUGACGGUUGCAAAGAGGCCCCCAUCCCAGGGGCCCUGUUAUGGGAUGAGCAGACCUUGAGAGAGAACAUCCAAAUGAUGCCAAACCCUGGGAGCAAAAAUCACGUCCUGGACUCGGACACCCUAGAAGACAAACUCUCCGCCUUAAAGGUUCCGGAGUCCCUCAAGGCCAGCCUGCUGUGCAAGCUGGUGGAAGCCAAAGGGUCGGCCAGAUUUCUGGAGGACAGCAGGAGCUCCGGCCACCAGGCUCGGGUCACCCUUCAGUAUUCAAUGACCACCCUGGUCAAGCAUCUCCAUGUGGCAAACCUCCCUUGUCCCGGCGCCUGCCACCCACAGACAGCCACCCACGUGGUCACCGGCGCCCAGUAUGGGGCUCAAGUCUUCUUUGUCUUUGAUCAAGAGGUUCCUCCCUCCGAGGACCUGGACGAAAUCGGGCGGGACCUCCAAGCCCUGGUGAAAAGGAUACCCAGGUGUCUUUCAGAGGAAGGCGAAGGGAUGGCCAAGAGGGUUGAGGAGGACCAAGCAAGGAUCGAGAAGAUCACCUGCAGGAUUCAUGGCGAUGUUGUUCUGGAGGACCACCCCGUGACUUUUCAAGAAGCCCUGGACAUUUACUCCACCCUGCCCAGGCUGCUGCCAGAGAAGGCGGUCCCUGUGCGUAUCUGGCUGCACCCUUUGAGUCAGCUGGGCUCCAAAGCGGAGUGCCCUUUCCGUGAAAUCAGUUCGGAGCAUGUUUCUGAAAUACAGGAUAUGCUGCAGCAGCUGCUGGAAAAAGAUCUGCAGUGCAACGAUCUGGCUAGAAAUCCUGCCGCCGUGGCUUUCCCUGGAAUCAAGAGAAAACUCCAGCGGUUCCAAGGUCUGAUUCACCAGUUCCGAGCGAACCUCCAGAAACGCCUGGCUAGGACCAUCCCACUGAUCCGCAGGGGGGAGGAAGAGGAGGAAGCCCUCGCAGGCAUUUUGACCAACCAGCGGCAGGCGCUCUUCAGCUCUGAGCCCCUGGGUGCCUUUCUAGAGAACAGAGAGAAGGAGAUGAUGUUGGUCAACAGCUACCUCGAUGUCCUGAAAGGAGUGGAAGUCGUAGCCACCAAGAAGGAACUGGACCGCGUCCUCGCCAAUCCGUUGCUGAAGCGCGUCAUUGCCUUCGUGUUCUGCUCUUUACAGGAUGAGGAGCCGUAUAUCUCGGAGCUGGAAAAUUCGCUGGCCUUGAAAAAAAGCCCACGUCACGGACCGCCUGCUUCUGCCAAUAAGGUGCCGGAUUCCAAAUUGUGGUUUGAGGACAGAGGGGUCAUCCAGAGGGCACGUGGAAUGGCCAAGGCUUUCUUGGGACUUGCCCCAUUGGCCUCCGAGGACACAAAGCUGGUCGUGAGUGCGCUGCCGGAUCAGGACCACCCAGGUGUUUCCAUAUACCUGUAUGAAGAGGGAGAGCUGGUCAGCACCAGUCUGGAGCCACCUUCCAAGCCAUUCCCUCCUGGCAUGGGGGAGAUCAGCCACGAUGCCGUCCAGCUCAUCUUUAAGCCUGCACCCUUUGGUGAAGGGGGCAUCUCUGGCUAUCGGAUAGAGAGCAGGAUCGUCGGGCAGGGGUCCUGGAUGGCCGUAAAUACACCGAACAAGCAGGAGACCUUCACCGUGACGGGGCUUCGUCCCCAGACCACGUACCAGUUCCGCUACGCCGCUUUGGGCAGGCUUGGGCCCAGUGAAAGCAGUGACGUGAGUGACCCCGUGGCGACGCUUCCUCUCGGUUCCCCAGGAGAACCUGAGAACCCAGAGGGGGUGCAUCAUGCCAUCCCCCCCACCUGCCAGGAGGUCAGCCUUGCAGGGCCGGACAGCAGUGGCCAACCAAGCGGCCCUGGGAAGGCGGAGGAAGAGAACAGGAAACCCUCUCAGGAAGGCGACAGAGCAGCAGAGCAGGACGGUAAGCCAGUUAGGAGCAAGGGUGCGGUGUGUGCUUCGUGCGAGAGGCCUGCAGUUGCACCAGAACGAGAUGUUUCACAGCCAGGAGACCAAAGAGCAGUAGAUAAUCUGGUGAAGCAGAGUACACUCUUACAAGAAGAGGAGUCCCUCUCGAUUUAUCACCUUCCGUUGCAAAAGUCUGUCUCUUCUUCCUCCACUUUCAUAAAAUACAGGCUGGGGCACAACGACCCUCGAAUCAAACACAAAGUGAUCAUGAUGAUGGGGGCCACGGGGUCAGGGAAGACCACCCUCAUCAACGGCAUGGCCAACUACAUCCUGGGUGUGCAGUGGGAGGACCCCUUCCGGUUCAAGCUCAUCCACGAAGAGACCCGCCGAGGCCAGGAUCAGAGUCAGACCUCGGAGGUGACGGCCUAUGAAAUCAACUACAGGAGGGGCUUCCAGAUCUCCUAUCACUUAACCAUCAUUGACACACCAGGAUUUGGGGACACCAGAGGAAUAGAGAAUGACAAACUGAUCACGGAGAAGGUGCGGGAAUUUUUCUCAACUCCGGGGGGAAUCGACCAUAUUGACGGUGUUUGCUUUGUGGUCCAAGCCUCCUUGGCUCGUUUGACACAUACCCAGAAAUAUAUCUUUGACUCGGUGCUGUCCAUCUUUGGGAAGGACAUAAAAACCAACGUACAGCUCCUGGUCACGUUUGCAGAUGGACAGACUCCUCCUGUCCUCCAAGCUGUUUUAGCCUCCGAGGUGCCGUGUGCGAAAGAUGACAGUGGCUGCCCUGUUCACUUUAAAUUCAACAAUUCAGCAUUGUUUGCCAGCAAUUCUGCAGCUCACGAGAACAGCCCUGACUUCUCUGCAAUGUUCUGGAAAAUGGGAAUUUCAAGCAUGAAGAGCUAUUUUGAAUCUCUGUUGGGUCUGGAGGCCAAGAGUUUACGGCUGACCCGAGAAGUGCUUCGAGAGCGGAAGAGGCUGGAAAUCGCGAUUGAAGGCCUGCAGCCUCAAAUCAGACUUGGUCUGCUGAAACUGGAAGAAAUCAGGAAGACGAAGCAAGCGCUGGAGCACCACGAAGGCGAGAUGAACGCCAACAAGGACUUCCAGGUGGAGAUCGAGAAGCCGGUAACGCGGAAACUGGAGGUGACGGACGGGUUUCUAACCAACUGCCAGAAAUGCAGCUUCACCUGUCACUACCCUUGUUUUAUCCCAAACGAUAAGGACAAGCACAAGUGCGCCGCGAUGGAUAUUCACCAAUACUGCACCGUUUGCCCUGGGAAAUGUUUCUGGAAUGUACAUUUCAAUCAGAAGUACCGUUGGGAAUACACCACGGUGAAGGAGAAGCAAACGUACGCCCAGAUCAAGAAGAAAUAUGAGAAAGCCUGCGGGGAAGUGAUGACGACGGCCAAAAUCUUUGAGCAGCUCUCUGAGGAGUACGAAGGCGUGAAGGUCCAAGUGCUUGAACUGAUCGAGGAGUCGUCUCGGAGCAUCGAGCGCCUGCAGGAAAUCGCCUUGAGGCCCAGCCCGAUGGCCACUCCAGAACACAUUGAUUUACUGAUCGAAUCGGAAAAGCAGGAAGCGAAGGCUGGCUUCCAGGAGCGGAUCAGGUCCCUGGAGACGGUGAAGGAGAUGGCAGUGAUUGUGAACAAGAUUGGCCGCGGGGAACCGCUGCUUCCCUUGGAGGAGAAAGUAGCCAAGAAGUAUAAAACAAAGCCACCCAGAUACCAAAGAAUAUUCAACUUCGUCACCGAAUGGCUUUCUAGACGAAUAGGUGAUCCCACCUUUGAUGGUAUGUAAGCCUCCUUCUGUGAGAGGUGUCUGUGUUUGUGUGUUGGCACCACCAAUGCUUGGACCCUCCCUGGGAGCCCCUAAAACAUUUCAUAGACCUCCAAGGAAAAAUCAGAAGCCCGUGUUGUUCUUCACAGCUGAUAUUCAUUGCAGUAAAGGGUUAACUCCGGAAUGAAACCAAACCAACUGAGAUGAUCAAAUUAAUAUGCAUCUGAAUAUCAAAAUAUAAGUCUUUACGUUGUUGCGGUAAUUCCAGGUAACAUUGGGUUGUCUAUUUCUACAAGCUUUAUUUAUCUGCAUUGAUUCUAUGUUCCAUAUGCAUGCUUCUUGGAGAAGGUGUGGCAUGAGCCAAUCAUCCUUUCAU
Molecule: messenger RNA, 5599 nt
Organism: Pogona vitticeps (central bearded dragon)
Lineage: Eukaryota; Metazoa; Chordata; Lepidosauria; Squamata; Agamidae
Source: RefSeq, a predicted model, not a curated record